Messenger RNA from Tripterygium wilfordii, 1825 nucleotides. RefSeq names its product probable serine incorporator. The record is from RefSeq and is a predicted model, not a curated record. Gene Ontology annotation, cellular component: membrane. The transcript has 13 exons. NCBI's taxonomy places the organism in Eukaryota, Viridiplantae, Streptophyta, Magnoliopsida, Celastrales, Celastraceae. The coding region runs from base 389 to 1621 and encodes 410 amino acids.
AUAGGACAAGAAAUAGGGGAAAAAAACUUAAAUGGGUCCUUAGCUCCUUUUGCAACGAGUAAUUUAUGCCUAAUCUUGGAGGCAUUCCAAAAUGGAACAAAUGGGUCUCAGGAUCCAACGGUUAUCAGCCUCACAUGCAGUUAAUAAUGCAUUUUUUGUUCAUAAGUUAAGACUUUUUCUUCUUUGCUUAUUUGCUUGUAGAGAAGAGAAUAAGCAGAGAAGAAAGAGUGAAAACUUGUUUACAAGUGCAUUAUUCAUCCAUUCUUCCCUGAGGAGUGUCAAAGAGCACUAUGAAACCAAGAAAGUAAGGGAACUCUGCACUCAUUUUGAUAGGUAGCACUAUGGACUUCCUUUCAAUUGAUUAAAUCGGCUAUUCAACUGUUCCAGAAUGAGUGCAUUACUUGUGAGGCACAUCAAUGCCGAGGCUGUUCCUGGUUCAUUAGAGCAAAACAGGGUUGAUUGGUCACAAGCAGAAAAGAAGUCCCUCCGAGCCCGUUACUAUUAUGGCAUUGUCUUCCUCUUAACAAGUCUUUUUGCUUGGGUUUUCCGGGAUUAUGCACAAAGGGUUUUGCCUCAGCUUCAAUAUCUUCAAUCUUGUGGCGCUGAGGGAAUAGAAUGCUUUGGGACAUUGGGAGUUCUUCGUGUGAGUUUAGGAUGCUUUAUAUUUUUCUUUAUUAUGCUCCUCACUACAAUUGGUACAAGCAAAUUAUAUGAAGCUCGCAAUAAUUGGCAUUCAAGGUGGUGGACAGUGAAGUUCUUCCUGUUGAUUCUGUCAUUGGCAGUUCCAUUCUUCUUUCCUUCGGACUACAUUCAACUAUAUGGUGAAUUUGCUCGUGUUGGUGCUGGGAUUUUUCUGCUUCUCCAACUUGUGAGUGUUAUUGAGUUUGUCGCAUGGUGGGAUGACUACUGGAUGCCUGAUGAGUCAAAGAAGCAAAAGUACAGUUGUUCCCUGGGAUUAUUCACGUCAACGCUUUUCUACAUUGCUUCUGUAUGUGGAAUUGUGGCGAUUUACUUCUUUUAUGUACCAAAACCUUCCUGUGCUCUCAACAUAUUUUUCAUUUCAUGGACCGCAGUUCUGCUUACAGUGAUGAUGAGUAUAUCCUUAUAUUCGAAGGUCAAUAGAGGUCUUUUAUCCUCGGGAAUUAUGGCUUCAUACAUUGUCUACCUUUGCUGGUCUGCUAUAAGAAGUGAACCUGCAAGUGAGACCUGCAACAGACAACAUAAAGUGGAUGGACAUACUGACUGGAGCACUGUACUUGGAUUCUUAAUUGCAUUAGGUGCCAUUGUAAUGGCAACCUUCUCAACAGGGAUCGAUUCAAAAUCUUUUCAGUUUUGCAGAGAUAAAGUAAAACUGGAGGACGAUAUUCCAUAUAAAUAUGGAUUGUUCCACCUGAUAUUCUCAUUGGGGGCCAUGUACUGUGCAAUGCUAUUCAUUAGUUGGAAUCUACGAGACUCUGCAAGAAAGUGGAGUAUCGAUGUUGGCUGGGCAAGUACAUGGGUGAAAAUUGUCAGUGGGUGGUUUGCAGCUUCAAUAUACAUAUGGAAAUUGAUCUUCCCAGUUGUGAGACAGAACAAAGUCAUGGAUGUAGAAGUCUCUGUGGAGCAAAGAGUUACAACCUAGCUUUGUCGUACCAAAGUACCAAACUCAUUUGGUAAUACAAUACCUAACGCGUUCUCAUAUUCUUCAUUUUUCUUUCCAGAUUAAUCUCUCAGACUACAGAAAAUAAGCUGAGAAUUCUUAGAUUUGAAUGUCAAAAGCAACAGACAGAUAUCAGCACCAUUUUUUGUGUUUCUUGCUUAUUCAGUUGAUAUAUUCAUUUCUUUA